UAAACAAAUAACAAUAACGUUUAUAUUAGGUAUAUUAAUCUAAUCGUAACAAACAUAUAUGUACAUAUGAAUGUGUGUACGUGUCCAUUCGUUAACAUAUGGCGUAUUAUAAAUAUUAUGAACGUAUUUUUAGUUCAGUUAUAAAUUUGUAUGUGAAAAAGCCGGUCCAAUAUUUUUUAGUAUUAAAACAAAAUAUUUUGUGCAAGCCUGUAUAGCUGUUAUAUGAGGUGACAUCACGUUAAGCACAUGGGAAUAUACUUAUGUGGAUAUUUAUAACAUAUUUUACUAAAAAAACAACUCAAAAACUACUUGUUUUCUAUUCUGCCGUCCUACAUUCAGCUUUUUUCGUUGCCUUUUAAUUUGACAUUUGAGGAACAGAAAAAAGCUUUCUAAAAGCUCAAUACUUUGUGAACUGCGUACAGAAAAAUAAAUCUAAAUGCAUCCCUCGAAAAAGUUCAUGGAAUGUUUGCAGUUUGCAGCUGUGAAACACAGAAAUCAAAGACGUCUUGACAAGAUAAAGACACCUUAUAUCAAUCACCCCAUCAAUGUAGCUACUAUAUUGUCCAUUGAAGGAGGAGUUAACGAUGAAGUAGUGCUAAUGGCAGCUUUGCUACAUGACACUGUGGAGGAUACGGACACAACUUUUGAAGAAAUUGAAUGUCGUUUUGGGAAAGAAAUUUGUAACAUAGUUCGCGAAGUAACUGAUGAUAAAUGCUUAGAAAAGCAGGAACGCAAAAGAUUACAAAUAGAAAAAGCUGCUGAUACAAGUCCUAAGGCGAAGUUGGUGAAAUUGGCUGAUAAAUUGGAUAAUUUAAGAGAUCUUAGCUCUAACUUGCCAAUAGGAUGGUCAGAGGAACGUCGUGAUGAGUACUUUAUUUGGGCCAAAAAAGUUGUGGAUAAUUUACGGUGUACCAAUACGCAACUAGAAAAUUUAUUAGAUGACAUUUUUAGACAACGGGGAUUGCUAUAACAUUCAAUCGAAUAAAAACAAAUAAAAAUAUUAUGUCAAAAAAUA
Molecule: messenger RNA, 1015 nt
Organism: Teleopsis dalmanni
Lineage: Eukaryota; Metazoa; Arthropoda; Insecta; Diptera; Diopsidae
Gene: Mesh1
Product: guanosine-3',5'-bis(diphosphate) 3'-pyrophosphohydrolase MESH1
Exons: 4
Coding region: 437-970 (177 amino acids)
Molecular function (GO): guanosine-3',5'-bis(diphosphate) 3'-diphosphatase activity
Source: RefSeq, a predicted model, not a curated record